AUGUAGUUUUAAUAAAACAACUAGUUCAUAUAAUUUGCAAGAUAAUUGUUAGAACAACAAUCCUCAUCAAGUCCAGAAAUGGAUGAACAAAAAGACUCUUCUUUAGACAUGAGUUAGUUAAUUAAGUUGUAACACACUAUUCCUGACAAUAUUUUAAUCUCUCCAGAACCUUCAAAAAAAAAGGGUUCCAUCCUUUUGCCCUCUGAUGAUCCUUGCAAUUGUAGUAGAUCUGGAUGUAGAAAAAUGUAUUGUGAAUGUCUUGCUAAAGGAAGACUAUGUUCCUCAUUUUGUAAUUAUUAUAUAUCUAUUUACAAGGUAGAUGUUAAAAUUGUCAUAACAAAACUUCAAAUAAACUUGUUUUGAAUGUUAUUGAAGAACUAGAUCAAAAUAGAAAUAGAAAAAGAUUUAGAUCAAGAAGAUUUAAGGAUGUAUUUUUAUUCAUUAUUUUAAGGGAUGUACAUGCUAAAAAUCGAUGUGUUUGAAGAAAUACUGUGAGUGUUUUAAUUCUGGUAAAAGCUGUGGCUCUGGCUGCAAGUGUGUGAACUGUGAAAACUAUGUUCUUGAUGAAGUCGAAAAAAUAAUCUGUACACCAAACUAAAAAAAAACUUCUAAAUUUUCUUCUAAAUUUGAAAGUGCCAACACAAAUACCAGAUCAGAUUAUUAUGGACUAGUGUUAGAGAAACUCAAUUUAGAAGAAUUUGAAGAAUCAGAUGAAUGUAAUUAAUUUUAUUUCUUAUUAGAAUUGGAUAAGAUGCAUACAGUUGUUAUUAUGAUAUUAGGCUAAUUAAUCAUUUGA
Messenger RNA from Paramecium sonneborni, 796 nucleotides. The record is from the annotation of a GenBank genome assembly. NCBI's taxonomy places the organism in Eukaryota, Ciliophora, Oligohymenophorea, Peniculida, Parameciidae.